UAGGGUUUUUAAGGGUUUUCUUUCUUCUUCUGGUAAAGUCGGUGAAUGAAGGGGCAGCUCUCGUCUUCCUCCUCUGCUAAACUCCUGUCCUCAACUCUUCCUUUCCUCCAAUCCGCAAGUCUGUCCUCCAUGGCCUCUUCUUCCCACGCUUCCCCUCCCAUUCCCGAUGACGACGAGCUCUGCUCCUCCCUCGCCCUAUGCUCUGUCCAUUCAUCGUCUUCCUCUUCGUCGCCUUCGUUGAUGUCGCCGUUGUUGCGGCCGGAGCCGCCCGAGCCCCCCAUCGGUGGCCUGGGGCCAGUGGAACGGGCGUGGGCGCAUUGGAGGAGGCUGGGGGAGCCCAAGCUGAUCGUGGCGCCAAUGGUCGACAACUCCGAGCUCCCCUUCCGGAUGCUCUGCCGGAAGUACGGCGCCCAGGCCGCCUACACUCCCAUGCUUCAUUCGCGGAUAUUUACGGAGAACGAGAAGUACCGGUCGAUGGAGUUCACCACGUGCAAGGAAGACCGUCCUUUAUUUGUUCAAUUCUGUGCAAAUGAUCCUGAUAUUUUGCUUGAAGCUGCACGAUAUGUGGAACGUGAUUGUGACUAUGUUGACAUUAAUCUGGGAUGCCCACAGCGCAUUGCCAGACGUGGCUACUACGGAGCCUUUCUGAUGGACAACCUUUCCCUGGUCAAAACGCUGGUGCAGAAUUUAGCUUCUAAACUUGAUGUGCCUGUCUCCUGCAAAAUCCGCAUUUUCCCUCGCCUCGAGGACACCCUUGCAUAUGCAAAGACGCUGGAAGAAGCUGGCUGCUCCCUUCUAGCCGUCCAUGGAAGAACCAGAGAUCAGAAAGACGGAAAAAAGGUUAGAGCAGACUGGGAUGCUAUCAAAGCUGUCAAAGACGCUAUGCAUAUUCCAGUCCUUGCCAACGGAAAUGUGCGUCAUCUUGAUGAUGUAAAUGACUGUUUGGAGUUUACCGGCGUCGAUGGGGUGCUCUCAGCAGAAUCACUUCUGGAGAAUCCUGCCCUUUUUGCUGGAUAUCGAACAACUGAGUGGAAGGAAAAUGAAGCGGAGGAAGGCGAAUUAAACCAGGCAGAAUUGGUGGUGGAAUAUCUGAAGAUGUGUGAGAAACAUCCAGUGCCAUGGCGGAUGAUUCGGUCGCAUGUCCAUAAGAUGUUGGGUGACUGGUUCAGGAUUCAACCUGAUAUUCGAGAGGAGUUGAAUAAGCAAUCAAAGCUUAGCUUCGAGUGGCUGUACGACAUGGUGAAGCGCCUCCGCGAGAGGGAUGUCAGGCUCCCGCUUUACAUAAAGGGUCAUGGUGGGGUUCCUGCGUGUUGAAACUACGCCUUCAAUUUUUUUCGUCGAGUUCUUUACUUACUGAUGAGACGGAUAAAAACGUGUAUCAUUCAUUUAUAUACUGCAGAAAAAUUCUGUAAAAUUUUCUUGUCAGAUUAUUACCCUACUGUCAA
Molecule: messenger RNA, 1445 nt
Organism: Nymphaea colorata (pocket water lily)
Lineage: Eukaryota; Viridiplantae; Streptophyta; Magnoliopsida; Nymphaeales; Nymphaeaceae
Exons: 3
Coding region: 46-1314 (422 amino acids)
Biological process (GO): tRNA processing
Molecular function (GO): flavin adenine dinucleotide binding; tRNA dihydrouridine synthase activity
Source: RefSeq, a predicted model, not a curated record